AUGGACCAUGUUUUCUUUGAUAACGACAAUGCGGCUUAUUCGUCGGUCAUAGGCACUAGCCCGUAUACACUGAAGACUGGACGUAUUUUUGCACAUGCUACCGAUGCUCAGGUGGGCCGCCCCAAACGUCCCCCGCUCAGUUCGUUGAUGGGUUACGUGUACGGUAUGCAGUUAUUCUACGAGUCUCAAGUGGCAGAUCUGUCUCAGGAUGAGUGCCAGGAGCUUGUGACUGCGUUUCGAACGUAUCCUUCUGCGCUCAAAUUGUACCUGUACGGUUGCAAUACAGCGUGGAAAAAUGGACCAAGUUAA
Messenger RNA from Sphaeroforma arctica JP610, 309 nucleotides. RefSeq lists its product as hypothetical. Bases 1 to 309 code for a protein of 102 amino acids. The transcript is spliced from 2 exons. The record is from RefSeq and is a predicted model, not a curated record. Lineage: Eukaryota; Ichthyosporea; Ichthyophonida.